Messenger RNA from Salmo salar (Atlantic salmon), 8906 nucleotides. Its product is annotated as 1-phosphatidylinositol 4,5-bisphosphate phosphodiesterase delta-1. Gene Ontology annotation, molecular function: phosphatidylinositol-4,5-bisphosphate phospholipase C activity; calcium ion binding. Gene Ontology annotation, cellular component: plasma membrane. NCBI's taxonomy places the organism in Eukaryota, Metazoa, Chordata, Actinopteri, Salmoniformes, Salmonidae. The record is from RefSeq and is a predicted model, not a curated record. Gene Ontology annotation, biological process: intracellular signal transduction; lipid metabolic process.
GCUGUAGGCUACUGACAGCGCUGCUCGGUAUUGGCUGCAGGCUACUGACAGCGCUACGCACUGUCUCGAUCACAUCAGCAGCCUGAAGUUUGUAGCGGACCGAUGUUGCGAGAUCUGCGCACCGCUUUUUAUCACCGCUUUGCUAUUCGCAUUUAUCCAUAGAGACCCUUAGACUUGAGCGUUUGCUGCGGGGAUUUUACGCACCUGCAACUUUGGACUGAUCUGAUCAAUUUGGGAUGGAAUCAAACGGAAAAGCAGAAAAACAUGGGUUAGAGGGAGAUGUGGACCUGCGGUUCUUGCUGGUGGGAGGAGAGCUGCUGAAGGUGAGGUCCUCCUCCUGGAAGAAGAACCGCUUCUACAAGCUGCAGGAGGACUGUACAACCAUGUGGCACGAGUCACACAGGACCUUCAAGCGCAACCAGACCUUUUCCAUUGAUGACGUCGACUCUGUGCGUAAGGGCCGCCAGUCGGAGGGUCUUCAGAAGCACACAGAGGCCCACGUGGAGGACCUCUGUUUCUCCAUCAUCUUUAAGGGCCGCAGGAGGAACCUGGACCUGGUGGCGGCCUCGGCGGAGGAGGCUAGGCAGUGGGUCAAUGGUCUGGAGAAGAUCCUCUCUAACGUGAAGAAACUCAACCGCCAGCAGACGAGCGAGCACUGGAUCUUCAACUGUAUGAGGAAAGCAGACAAGAACAAGGACAACAAGAUGACUCUGAAGGAGCUGAAACACUUCCUCCGUCAGAUCAACAUCGAGGUGGACGACAUGUACGCUGAAGUGCUGUUUGCAAAAUGUGACAAGUCUAACUCGGGCUCCCUGGAAGGUCCUGAGAUCAAACACUUCUAUGACCUGCUGGUAUAUCGCGAGGAGAUCGAUGUGAUCUAUGGGAAGUACGCCACUACGGGGGAGCAGAUGAGUGUCAAAGACCUGCUCAACUUCCUGCUGAACGAGCAGCGUGAGGUGGCCACCAUGGAGGACGCUGUAAGACUCAUAGAGAGAUACGAGCUGGACGAUUCAGCAAAACAGAAGAAUCACAUGACCAAAGAUGGCUUCCUGAUGUACCUGCAACAGGAGGAGGGGUCUAUCUUCAACCCCGCCCACAAGGAGGUGUUCCAGGAUAUGAGCCAGCCAAUCAACCACUACUUCAUCAGCUCCUCCCACAACACCUACCUGAUGGAAGACCAGCUCAAAGGCCACAGCAGCACAGAGGCCUAUAUCAAGGCCCUGAUGAAGAGUUGUCGAUGUGUGGAGUUAGACUGUUGGGACGGGGCCCACGGGGAGCCAAUCAUCUACCACGGCCACACCCUCACCUCCAAGGUCCUGUUUAAAGACGUCAUCAAGGCCAUCAAGGAGUACGCCUUCAAGACAUCAGAGUACCCAGUGAUCCUGUCCCUGGAGAACCACUGUACCCUGGAGCAGCAGAAACUGAUGGCCCAGCACAUGAUCUCCAUCCUGGGCAGUGCCCUGCUCACCUCCCCUCUGGAGGACCAGAUGCCCACUGCCUUCCCCUCACCCCAGGAGUUGAAGGGUCGGUUCAUCAUCAAGGGGAAACGUCUGAACAAGCUGGAUGCCGUCUACAGCAAUACUAGUCCUGGAGUAGAGGAAGACUGUGUCUCAGAGGAGGACGAGGCUGCAGAGACCAACAACUCCAAGACAGACCCCAACGGACAGAAGGCCAAAGCCAAGAAGUCAAAGAUCAAGCUAGCCAAGCAGCUGUCUGAUCUGGCGAUCUACUGUAAGAGUGUCCACUUCUCAGGGUUUGAGCACGCUGAAAACAACCAGGCCUUCUAUGAGAUGUCCUCCUUUAAAGAGAGCAAGGCUUUUAACCUGGCCGAGACAGCAGCGAACGCCUUCAUCCACCACAACAUGACCAAGCUGAGCCGCAUCUACCCAGCUGGAUCCAGAACAGCCUCCUCCAACUACGACCCAGUUCCCCUGUGGAACGCAGGCUGUCAGAUAGUGGCGCUGAACUUCCAGACUCCCUCUAAGGAGAUGGACCUGAACCAGGGCCGGUUCCGGUCCAACGGGCUGAGUGGAUACGUCCUGAAGCCUGACUUCCAGAGAUACCCUGGGACAGAGUUUGACCCAAUGACCCUCACCAAGGGACCCUGGCUCAAGCACAAGAACUUCCACGUCAUGGUGAUCUCAGCCCAGCAGCUGCCCAAGAUAAACAAGGACAAGCCUAAAUCCAUCGUGGACCCGCUGGUUAAAGUGGAGAUCUACGGUGUUCCAGCUGACACGUGCAGCAAGGAGACACGCUCCAUCGAGAACAACGGUUUUAACCCCAUGUGGAAUGAGACGUUCCAAUUUGACAUCCAGGUACCAGAGCUGGCGCUGGUCCGCUUCCUGGUCGAAGACUAUGACUCCACCUCACAGAACGACCUGAUUGGACAGUACUGCCUGCCACUCACCAGUCUACAGAACGGUUACCGCCAAGUCCCUCUGCUCACCAAGCGUGGUGAUGUCAUCCCCUCCGCAGGCUUGUUUGUUCACCUCAUGCUGCUGGACUCCAAAUAGACCCCGCCCACUUCACACGGAGCCCUCCCACAUAACACAGACUCCUCCCACAUACUACUGACUCCUCCCACAUAACACAGACUCCUCCCACACCACAAGGACCCCUGAAAACGUGUGUUUUUGCAGCUAUGCGGUGGGUGGGUCUGACAUGCUAAGUUGCUUUUUAAAAGUAUUGUAUGUGAAUGAUACAAGCAAGUAAAGGAUCCUAUUGAGGGUAGUUAGUGUGUUGCUGGUCCUAUAGAGGGUAGUUAGCAGGUUGCUGGUCCUAUAGAGGGUAGUUAGUAUGGUGCUGGUCCUAUAGAGGGUAGUUAGCAGGUUGCUGGUCCUAUAGAGAGUAGUUAGUGUGUUGCUGGUCCUAUAGAGUGUAGUUAGUGUGUUGCUGGUCCUAUAGAGUGUAGUUAGUGUGUUGCUGGUCCUAUAGAGGGUAGUUAGCAGGUUGCUGGUCCUAUAGAGGGUAGUUAGUAUGGUGCUGGUCCUAUAGAGGGUAGUUAGCAGGUUGCUGGUCCUAUAGAGAGUAGUUAGUGUGUUGCUGGUCCUAUAGAGGGUAGUUAGUGUGUUGCUGGUCCAAUAGAGAGUAGUUAGCAUGUUGCUGGUCCAAUAGAGGGUAGUUAGCAGGUUGCUGGUCCUAUAGAGUGUAGUUAGUGUGUUGCUGGUCCUAUAGAGUGUAGUUAGUAUGUUGCUGGUCCUAUAGAGUGUAGUUAGUAUGUUGCUGGUCCUAUAGAGAGUAGUUAGUAUGGUACUAAGAGAGUAGUUAGUAUGUUGCUGGUCCAAAAGAGGGUAGUUAGCAGGUUGCUGGUCCUAUAGAGGGUAGUUAGUGUGUUGCUGGUCCUAUAGAGGGUAGUUAGUGUGUUGCUGGUCCUAUAGAGGGUAGUUAGUGUGUUGCUGGUCCUAUAGAGAGUAGUUAGUGUGUUACUGGUCCUAUAGAGGGUAGUGAGCAGGUUGCUGGUCCUAUAGAGGGUAGUUAGUGUGUUACUGGUCCUAUUGAGGGUAGUUAGUGUGUUGCUGGUCCUAUAGAGGGUAGUUAGCAGGUUGCUGGUCCUAUAGAGAGUAGUUAGUGUGUUGCUGGUCCUAUAGAGAGUAGUUAGUGUGUUGCUGGUCCUAUAGAGGGUAGUUAGUGUGUUGCUGGUCCUAUAGAGGGUAGUUAGUGUGUUGCUGGUCCUAUAGAGGGUAGUUAGUGUGUUGCUGGUCCUAUAGAGGGUAGUUAGCAGGUUGCUGGUCCUAUAGAGGGUAUUUAGUGUGUUGCUGGUCCUAUAGAGGGUAGUUAGCAGGUUGCUGGUCCUAUAGAGUGUAGUUAGUGUGUUGCUGGUCCUAUAGAGUGUAGUUAGUGUGUUGCUGGUCCUAUAGAGGGUAGUUAGCAGGUUGCUGGUCCUAUAGAGGGUAGUUAGUAUGGUGCUGGUCCUAUAGAGGGUAGUUAGCAGGUUGCUGGUCCUAUAGAGAGUAGUUAGUGUGUUGCUGGUCCUAUAGAGGGUAGUUAGUGUGUUGCUGGUCCAAUAGAGUGUAGUUAGCAUGUUGCUGGUCCAAUAGAGGGUAGUUAGCAGGUUGCUGGUCCUAUAGAGUGUAGUUAGUGUGUUGCUGGUCCUAUAGAGUGUAGUUAGUAUGUUGCUGGUCCUAUAGAGUGUAGUUAGUAUGUUGCUGGUCCUAUAGAGAGUAGUUAGUAUGGUACUAAGAGAGUAGUUAGUAUGUUGCUGGUCCAAAAGAGGGUAGUUAGCAGGUUGCUGGUCCUAUAGAGGGUAGUUAGUGUGUUGCUGGUCCUAUAGAGGGUAGUUAGUGUGUUGCUGGUCCUAUAGAGGGUAGUUAGUGUGUUGCUGGUCCUAUAGAGAGUAGUUAGUGUGUUACUGGUCCUAUAGAGGGUAGUGAGCAGGUUGCUGGUCCUAUAGAGGGUAGUUAGUGUGUUACUGGUCCUAUUGAGGGUAGUUAGUGUGUUGCUGGUCCUAUAGAGGGUAGUUAGCAGGUUGCUGGUCCUAUAGAGAGUAGUUAGUGUGUUGCUGGUCCUAUAGAGAGUAGUUAGUGUGUUGCUGGUCCUAUAGAGGGUAGUUAGUGUGUUGCUGGUCCUAUAGAGGGUAGUUAGUGUGUUGCUGGUCCUAUAGAGGGUAGUUAGCAGGUUGCUGGUCCUAUAGAGGGUAUUUAGUGUGUUGCUGGUCCUAUAGAGGGUAGUUAGUAUGUUGCUGGUCCUAUAGAGUGUAGUUAGUGUGUUGCUGGUCCUAUAGAGAGUAGUUAUUAUGUUGCUGGUCCUAUUGAGGGUAGUUAGUGUGUUGCUGGUCCAAUAGAGGGUAGUUAGUAUGUUGCUGGUCCUAUUGAGAGUAGUUAGUAUGGUACUAAGAGAGUAGUUAGUAUGUUGCUGGUCCAAAAGAGGGUAGUUAGCAGGUUGCUGGUCCUGUUGAGGGUAGUUAGUGUGUUGCUGGUCCUAUAGAGGGUAGUUAGUGUGUUGCUGGUACUAUAGAGAGUAGUUAGUAUGUUGCUGGUCCAAUAGAGAGUAGUUAGCAGGUUGCUGGUCCUAUAGAUGGUAGUUAGUGUGUUGCUGGUCCUAUAGAGGGUAGUUAGUGUGUUGCUGGUCCUAUAAAGGGUAGUUAGCAGGUUGCUGGUCCUAUAGAGGGUAUUUAGUGUGUUGCUGGUCCUAUAGAGGGUAGUUAGCACGUUGCUGGUCCUAUAGAGGGUAGUUAGUGUGUUGCUGGUCCUAUAAAGGGUAGUUAGUAGGUUGCUGGUCCUAUAGAGGGUAGUUAGUGUGUUGCUGGUCCUAUAGAGAGUAGUUAGUAUGUUGCUGGUCCUAUUGAGGGUAGUUAGUGUGUUGCUGGUCCAAUAGAGGGUAGUUAGUAUGUUGCUGGUCCUAUUGAGAGUAGUUAGUAUGGUACUAAGAGAGUAGUUAGUAUGUUUCUGGUCCAAAAGAGGGUAGUUAGCAGGUUGCUGGUCCUAUUGAGGGUAGUUAGUGUGUUGCUGGUCCUAUAGAGGGUAGUUAGUGUGUUGCUGGUCCAAUAGAGAGUAGUUAGCAGGUUGUUGGUCCUAUUGAGGGUAGUUAGUAUGUUGCAGCUCCAAUAGAGAGUAGUUAGCAUGUUGCUGGUCCUAUUGAGGGUAGUUAGUAUGGUACUAUAGAGAGUUGUUGGUAUGUUGCUGGUCCAAUAGAGAGUAGUUAGCAGGUUGCUGGUCCUAUAGAGUGUAGUUAGUGUGUUGCUGGUCCUAUAGAGUGUAGUUAGUGUGUUGCUGGUCCUAUAGAGGGUAGUUAGCAGGUUGCUGGUCCUAUAGAAGGUAGUUAGUAUGUUGCUGGUCCUAUAGAGGGUAGUUAGUAUGUUGCUGGUACUAUAGAGAGUAGUUAGUAUGUUGCUGGUCCAAUAGAGAGUAGUUAGCAGGUUGCUGGUCCUAUAGAGGGUAGUUAGUGUGUUGCUGGUCCUAUAGAGGGUAUUUAGUGUGUUGCUUGUCCUAUAGAGGGUAGUGAGCAGGUUGCUGGUCCUAUAGAGGGUAGUUAGCAGGUUGCUGGUCCUAUAGAGGGUAGUUAGUAAGUUGCUGGUCCAAUAGAGGGUAGUUAGUAUGUUGCUGGUCCUAUAGAGGGUAGUGAGCAGGUUGCUGGUCCUAUAGAGGGUAGUUAGUAGGUUGCUGGUCCAAUAGAGAGUAGUUAGCAGGUUACUGGUCCUAUAGAGAGUAGUUAGUGUGUUGCUGGUCCUAUAGAGGGUAGUUAGUGUGUUGCUGGUCCUAUAGAGGGUAGUUAGUGUGUUGCUGGUCCUAUUGAGGGUAGUUAGUAGGUUGCUGGUCCUAUUGAGAGUAGUUAGUAGGUUGCUGGUCCUAUAGAGGGUAGUUAGUAGGUUGCUGGUCCUAUAGAGGGUAGUUAGUGUGUUGCUGGUCCUAUUGAGGGUAGUUAGUGUGUUGCUGGUCCUAUUGAGGGUAGUUAGUAGGUUGCUGGUCCUAUAGAGGGUAGUUAGUAGGUUGCUGGUCCUAUAGAGGGUAGUUAGUAUGGGACUAUAGAGAGUAGUUAGUAUGUUGCUGGUCCAAUAGAGAGUAGUUAGUAGGUUGCUGGGACUAUAGAGAGUAGUUAGUAUGUUGCUGGUCCUAUAGAGGGUAGUUAGCAGGUUGCUGGUCCUAUAGAGGGUAGUUAGUGUGUUGCGGGUCCUAUAGAGAGUAGUUAGUGUGUUGCUGGUCCUAUAGAGGGUAGUUAGUAUGUUGCUGGGCCUAUAGAGAGUAGUUAGUAUGUUGCUGGUCCUAUAGAGGGUAGUUAGUGUGUUGCUGGUCCUAUAGAGGGUAGUUGGUAUAUUGCUGGUCCUAUAGAGAGUAGUUAGUAUGUUGCUGGUCCUAUAGAGGGUAGUUAGCAGGUUGCUGGUCCUAUAGAGGGUAGUUAGUGUGUUACUGGUCCUAUAGAGGGUAGUUAGUAUGUUGCUGGUCCAAUAGAGAGUAGUUAGUGUGUUGCUGGUCCUAUAGAGUGUAGUUAGUGUGUUACUGGUCCUAUAGAGGGUAGUUAGUGUGUUGCUGGUCCUAUAGAGGGUAGUUAGUGUGUUGCUGGUCCUAUAGAGGGUAGUUAGUAUGUUGCUGGUCCAAUAGAGAGUAGUUAGUGUGUUGCUGGUCCUAUAGAGGGUAGUUAGUAUGUUGCUGGUCCAAUAGAGAGUAGUUAGCAGGUUGCUGGUCCUAUUGAGGGUAGUUAGCAGGUUGCUGGUCCUAUAGAGGGUAGUUAGCAGGUUGCUGGUCCUAUAGAGGGUAGUUAGCAGGUUGCUGGUCCUAUUGAGGGUAGUUAGCAGGUUGCUGGUCCUAUAGAGGGUAGUUAGUGUGUUGCUGGUCCUAUAGGGGGUAGUUAGUAUGUUGCUGGUCCUAUAGAGGGUAGUUAGCAGGUUGCUGGUCCUAUAGAGGGUAGUUAGUAGGUUGCUGGUCCUAUUGAGGGUAGUUAGCAGGUUGCUGGUCCUAUAGAGGGUAGAUAGUGUGUUGCUGGUCCUAUAGAGGGUAGUUAGUGUGUUGCUGGUCCUAUAGAGGGUAGUUAGCAGGUUGCUGGUCCUAUAGAGGGUAGUUAGUGUGUUGCUGGUCCUAUAGAGGGUAGUUAAUAGGUUGCUGGUCCUAUUGAGGGUAGUUAGUAUGGUACUAUAGAGGGUAGUUAGCAGGUUGCUGGUCCUAUUGAGGGUAGUUAGUAUGGUACUAUAGAGAGUAGUUAGUAUGUUGCUGGUCCAAUAGAGAGUAGUUAGCAGGUUGCUGGUCCUAUAGAGGGUAGUUAAUAGGUUACUGGUCCUAUAGAGGGUAGUUAGUGAGUUGCUGGUCCAAUAGAGAGUAGUUAGCAGGUUGCUGGUCCUAUAGAGGGUAGUUAGCAGGUUGCUGGUCCUAUAGAGGGUAGUUAGCAGGUUGCUGGUCCUAUUGAGGGUAGUUAGCAGGUUGCUGGUCCUAUAGAGGGUAGUUAGUGUGUUGCUGGUCCUAUAGGGGGUAGUUAGUAUGUUGCUGGUCCUAUAGAGGGUAGUUAGCAGGUUGCUGGUCCUAUAGAGGGUAGUUAGUAGGUUGCUGGUCCUAUUGAGGGUAGUUAGCAGGUUGCUGGUCCUAUAGAGGGUAGAUAGUGUGUUGCUGGUCCUAUAGAGGGUAGUUAGUGUGUUGCUGGUCCUAUAGAGGGUAGUUAGUGUGUUGCUGGUCCUAUAGAGGGUAGUUAGCAGGUUGCUGGUCCUAUAGAGGGUAGUUAGUGUGUUGCUGGUCCUAUAGAGGGUAGUUAAUAGGUUGCUGGUCCUAUUGAGGGUAGUUGGUAUGGUACUAUAGAGGGUAGUUAGCAGGUUGCUGGUCCUAUUGAGGGUAGUUAGUAUGGUACUAUAGAGAGUAGUUAGUAUGUUGCUGGUCCAAUAGAGAGUAGUUAGCAGGUUGCUGGUCCUAUAGAGGGUAGUUAAUAGGUUACUGGUCCUAUAGAGGGUAGUUAGUGAGUUGCUGGUCCAAUAGAGAGUAGUUAGCAGGUUGCUGGUCCUAUAGAGGGUAGUUAUCGUUCGUCCAGACAUGAGUUGAGGUGAUUUUAAGAGCUAUAGACGUAUUACUGACGUUUGCUAGAGCUUUUUAAUCAGAGACUAAAGGGAAUCUGGUCGACAAAACUAUCUAUGGAUUGUAACGUAACUGGCCAUUCUUAUGAGAGAAGCAGACGUGAUGCUUUAAAAAAUAAAUAUGACUAAAAUGUUCUUAAAGUUUAUGUGUUGUUUAUUUUACAGGACAGAAUGUUUUGCUUCCUAACUGAUAGCAUGACACAAUAUCACUGUAGCCUUCUGCUAUUAUUACAUGGUACUUUAACCCUCUUUGUCUCUUCAAACAAAGAAAACAGUAUGGUUCAAUUGUACAAACAGCAUUGUGUGUCUUUAUAAAAAAUGUGAUUUUGUUGCAAAAUGACAAUGUUUUCUUUUUUUAUAUAUUUUAAAUUAUUAUUCUGCUAUCAAUCGGCAAAAUAAACAGCAUUGGACAAAUUACGAA